This is a messenger RNA of Cetraspora pellucida, 207 nucleotides long. The record is from the annotation of a GenBank genome assembly. NCBI's taxonomy places the organism in Eukaryota, Fungi, Glomeromycota, Glomeromycetes, Diversisporales, Gigasporaceae.
AUUUCCAUUAAUGCAAUAGAUUUGCUUGGUCCUUUAGUUGACAUGAUUGAAAAAGUAGAAAACAAAAAUGUUGAUAAAGAAGAGUUAAAUGAACUUGAAGAUGAAGAGGCAUAUUACCAAAGCAUACUUUCCAGUUCUCAAGUUGAACCAUUAAGAAUAAUUAUUAUAGAAAUAACAGUAACAGAUAAAUCAUAUUUGAUUAAGUGA